This is a messenger RNA of Cryptococcus deneoformans JEC21, 2146 nucleotides long. RefSeq lists its product as hypothetical. The coding region runs from base 107 to 1834 and encodes 575 amino acids. The record is from RefSeq and is a predicted model, not a curated record. Lineage: Eukaryota; Fungi; Basidiomycota; Tremellomycetes; Tremellales; Cryptococcaceae. The transcript has 6 exons.
ACCCAGAUAGAAUCCCAUCACAUUGUCAACAUAAAUUACGUACGUAAAUAGUCGGUCAGUCGGCUGCCUCUUCAUGGCUGUAUAGCCCAUUCAAAUUUCCUCCAAGAUGCCUCCCGACAUACCGAAACGAAAAGAGUCUCUUCCCCAAUACAUCUCGUCCCAACGAGCACCUCACAUUCGAACGCCUCUCUCCUCUUCAUCAUUCUUCAACACCAAUUUCAAAGCACGAGGACGAAACAUGUCAAACUCAAGGCUACGAAUAGCAUUAUCAAAACCAAUAGUCAGAGUACUGCUGGUAGGAAGCCUGUUGAUCGGCUUGGUGUUACUGUCAAGACUAGGUAACGGAGAAGACGACGGUGCAUGGGACGCGUCGAGCUGGUCAGACCGCCAUGGAAAUGGGAGAACGGUUUCUCCAGGAUCACGAAAAGGAUGGUCGCUAUGGAGUAACACUCCAAAAUUACGGACAGACCAACGCGUACCUCGUCCUAUUCUUACCAGACAGAAUGCCACAUUACCCCCGCCAACCCAUCCUGGUAGAUCACGGCGUCUUAAACCCGGCUCAGAUCCAGAAAAUCCAGAGUAUAUCGAAGGUCCUUUACCGACAUUGGAUGAAGCGUGGGAGUUUUUGCAUCCUCUACUGCGGGAGAUCAAGUCGCGCACACCAUCGGUGCCCCGGGAGCAUGAGUUGACAGAGCCGAUAUUUCCUCCUUUUCUCAAAGAUGAUUUGAAGGAGAGGUAUAGACAUCUGAGGGAUGUGUUUGACGAGAAUACGGGUCAAUGGGUGAGAGGGCCCGAGCGGAGAUGGUUUUUAGUGACGGUAUGCCGUCAAGUUGCUGGUAUGCUUGCUGACUGGUUCCAUGCCUGGACUGUCCUCGCCGACUUCUUGGGCCCCGAAUCACUCGUCUUUUCGCUUUUCGAGGGUGACUCUGCAGACGGAAGUGGUGAAAUCCUCGCAUAUGCUAUGCGUACUCACCUUCUCAACAUCGGUGUGCCCCCUUCCAACAUCCACAUCCAAACCCAGCUUCCAGCCGUAGAUUGGGAUAACCACCAUCGUAUCGAGCUCUUGGCGCAGAUGCGCAAUUCGGGUAUGCAGCCGUUCUAUGACACUGCGGCGACAGGUUUGUCUCCCGACGGCCAUCCUUGGGCAGGUAUCGUGUUUUAUAACGAUGUAUACCUUUCGGCGACGCACUUUUUGGAAUUGAUGCAUCAGCAUUUCAAACAGGAUGCAGAUAUGACUUGUGGAUGGGAUCAUGCGGGCAAGUGGUUCUAUGAUGGAUGGGUUGCGAGAGAUAUGAGUGGAGAUUUGUUCACGCCGUUCCCUGUCAAAGAAGAGGAUAAGGAUCUACCCCAAAAGCUCUUCCCUUCCUCACCCGAAACACUCAAACGCUACAACCGUCUCCUCCCCUUCCAAGUCUUUGCAGCUUGGAACGGUAUCACCGUCAUGUCUCCCGAACCCUUCCUCCCCCCAUACAACGUCCGUUUCCGCCGAGGUACACCUCGCACGAAUGAUUUCUGGGAAUGUCAGGCGUCGGAGAGUUCCUUCAUUUCGUGGGACUUUUGGAAAUAUGGGUUUGGGAGGAUAGCGGUGGUUCCUGGGGUGCAUGCGACGUAUGGGAAGGGGGAUGCGAUGCUGAGGGGUUGGGUCGAAUGGCCGUCAGAGGAGGAUUCGUAUGGGGAAACUAUUUGGUGGAACCCAAACCCACCACAGAGAAUUAGAUGCCAUGACUGGCCAGAUGGACUCGGCAAAGGUUACUGGGCAUGGGAUACUGUUCGUUGGGUCAAACCUCCGAAGCUGGAGAUCCCUUCUGCUUCUGAGACUACAGCUCAACCUUAAAAUCCAUCUGUUUCAAUCUUGUAUCACCUUACCUUGCAGAUGAUCAUUAACAAGGCAGGACGAAGAAAAGAGGAUAGAAGAAUUUCUUUUUUUUGAUGAUUAUAUGAUGUUAAUCAACCAAUUAUCAACAUCCAUCACGCUUUCCAUAAUCAACCGUCAGCAACAUAGGAACGCCAUUUCCAAAAGACAGAUUGGCAUUCGAUGCCGGACUUUUUCUCAUCUUACUGUGAUGAUCACGACGACUGUAGCAAUCAACAAGCAUCAUUUCUUUUCUGUGAUACAUGGCUUAUUCAAUCUGCAGUUUGCCCAAAG